CUUCUGGAAGCCUCCUCCUAGGGGGCGCUAUAGUUUGGGGCAGUGUCCGCCCUCAUGGUGACGGUAAUACGGAGGAGCUGUGACAGAGCGGGCGCUGAUAAUGCCCAUUAGUAAAUAUUGGGACGGCAGAAGCACAUUGACACAGCACCAGGCGAGAGCAGACAGCGAGGGGAGGGGCCGUCCUCGCUAUUCACCCGAUGUGAUUGGCUGCCUGCUGUGGGCCGGGAUAGGCUCAGCCAAUGGCUGCGGGCCGUGAGCUCAGUAAAGCAGCAGCAGCCUGGUCUCCUUAUCCCUAGGAGUCUAUUGUAAGGGUGCAGCACAAAGAACACACUGCACUGCUCACUGCACCACACACUGCACUGCCACUCACUGGACAUCACAUUGUAGAUCAUGAGCACCAGCAUCAGGUACAAGAGCAAGCUGCUCAAGACAGAUGAGAAGGAGGACCAAGAGAAACAGUAUGUUGGGUUUGCAACAUUACCCAAUCAAGUCCACCGGAAAUCUGUGAAGAAAGGCUUUGACUUCACUCUCAUGGUGGCAGGUGAAUCCGGCCUAGGGAAAUCUACUUUAGUGAACAGCCUCUUCCUCACAGAUCUCUACAAGGACAGGAAGUUGCUUAAUGCAGAAGAAAGAAUUAACCAGACAGUAGAAAUUGUGAAGCACACGGUGGACAUUGAAGAGAAGGGAGUAAAGCUGAAGUUGACCAUUGUGGAUACUCCUGGUUUUGGCGAUGCGGUGAACAACACAGAGUGCAGCUGGAAGGCUAUUACUGACUACAUAGACCAGCAGUUUGAGCAAUAUUUUCGGGACGAGAGUGGAUUGAAUCGAAAAAACAUCCAGGAUAACAGAGUGCACUGCUGCUUGUACUUCAUCUCCCCUUUUGGACAUGGGCUGCGGCCAGUGGAUGUGGCUUUUAUGAAAGCUCUGCAUGAGAAAGUAAACAUUGUUCCUCUGAUCGCCAAAGCUGACUGCCUGGUACCCAAUGAGAUCAGGAAACUCAAAGACAGAGUGAGAGAAGAGAUUGAAAAGUUUGGAAUAAAAGUCUAUCAGUUCCCAGAAUGUGAUUCCGAUGAGGAUGAUGACUUCAAACAGCAAGACAAGGAGCUAAAGGAAAGUGCACCAUUUGCUGUAAUUGGAAGCAAUACAGUGGUAGAAGCUAAAGGACAGAGGGUACGAGGUCGUCUCUAUCCAUGGGGCAUAGUGGAAGUAGAGAACCAGGCACAUUGUGACUUUGUCAAGCUACGAAAUAUGUUGAUCCGGACUCAUAUGCAUGACCUGAAGGAUGUUACAUGUGAUGUACAUUAUGAGAACUACAGAGCCCAAUGUAUCCAGCAGAUGACUAGGCAUGAAGAAGUUAUGACCACAGCAGAAAGCAAACUGACUCAGGACAACAGGAUAGAGAGCCCCAUCCCUAUUCUUCCUCUGCCAACACCUGACGCUGAAACAGAGAAACUUAUCAAAAUGAAGGAUGAAGAGCUGCGGAGAAUGCAAGAAAUGUUGCAGAAAAUGCAGCAGCAGAUACAGGAGCAGUGAGCGCCCCAUCCCGAUGGCACUUACCCCUCACAUUUCCUGCUCCCCAACCUGUCACUUCAAGGAUCAGUUUGGAGAUGGAUGUGGUACCCAUGGACUCAUUGCAGUAUCUUAUUUAUUGUCCUCAAAUACCCGUCCAAUAUGAACUCCUCCCUCUGUUGACUCUUCAUCUUUCUCCAGAACAUCCCUUCAUGGAGCCAUCCUCCUAUGAAGCUAAAGUCUGUUGUCUGUUACAGCCAUGUCCAACCCUAUGCGUUUGAGUUACAGCGGAACCAUCUUUUUGGGGUGUUUUCAGGACAGUUUGAAGUGUGCAUUGGAAAUGGCAGCCAUGGACAUACUGGGUGAUGAUCUCUAUGUAUCGUGCAUCUUCCAGAUGGCUCUGUCAUUAUCACAGAAGGGAUGUGUCUCGGGAAGGGAGGUGGCUCAGUCAUUGUUUUCUACCUACACCGUACCCCUGCUCUACAAGAAGCUUGUGUUUUUUAUUUGUACAGUGUUGCAGUUUCUUGGACUCAGGACUUCUUUUUUUGUUGUUUUGCUGUACCAAUGUUUACUCACAGUUACUUGACCAAUAACCGCUAAAUCUUAGAGAGCACCAGAGGAAGUAUUGCCUGGACAGCAGCGCAAAGGGAUACACAGAGCGAUAUAAGCGUCUAGCCAUCAUAUGACAUCAUGAAGUGCAGGUGAAAGGAAAUAAAGCCCUCUAAAAUUCUCUGUUCUGUUAGGCCGCGUUCAUCCAGUGAGGUUGUGGUGCUGUUCCUGUAUAUCUAUAGAUAUUGAAAUGAUAGUUAUACUUUUCUAUUUGGAUCUUUUAUCGGUUUUCCCUUUGAAAAUAUUGUUCCAGCAUUCUAGCAACCGCAUCGUAUGGACGCAGCCUUUCACGUUUCAUGAGUUCACAUCUUUAGCAGAUACUGUAUGAGGAGUUUUUAAGCAGCAGUCGUCUACCAUGUUAUUCAUGAAUGCAUAAUGCUGCCUUUGCCUUUCUGAAUACACAAGUAGAGAAGGCAGCUGCAGCCUCCAUGCCCAUGACAACCUUUACAUAAAAUGGCCUUUACCGUGUUCAUAGCCCCAGCUGGAAGGGACCAAGCAUAUCACUAUUACUCGAGCACUACAGUUUGGGGCUUUUUUUCUUUGGCUUCUGUUCUGCUGCAUGUAAACAUAUGGAUCAGAUCUCUAAGAGUGUGUGUAUACUAAGUGUUUUAUUUAAUUAUAUCAUAGUUAUAAGUGGAUAAUAGAAUGGAUAUAUCCUUUACUUUGCUAUAUGCUAUGUCUCUCCCAGUACACAGUUGGGCAUGAGAAGACAGUGCUCCAUGCCAUACAUUCAUAUAUAGUGAUACUCCGGGGCUUAAAGACUACAGUUUGUACUUAAGUGUGUAAUAUCUGGGAAUUUUAUGUUCUGCGCAGGUAGAAUGUAUGUGACAACACUGCAUAUUUUAGCACAAUUUUUUGCUGUUUUGCAAUGUGGUUUUUGGCUGUGUGACUUCUACUGAUGUAGCGCAUUCAAUAGACAACAAUAUAUAUUUUACCUGUACAAGCCAUGGUGAAACCACUGUAAGACGUGAACACACCCUAAGGGUUCCUUCACGUAUACAUAAUCUGUGGAGUUCCUGCAGCGGAUUAUGUUGCUACCCAUUGACUUCAAUGGGUCUGCGGCAAAUAAAAAAUCCAGCAGAGGAAUUUCCGCAGCAGGAAACCCACAGAGGUUUAUGUACAUGUGAUUGUACUCUAAGGGUACAUUCCCACACGGCGUAUUUACUGCUGCGUAUUUUAUUUUCUCUGUUGAAGUCAAUGGGUAGGAAAAUACGCAGCACCAAAUACGCAGCAAAUACGCAGCAAAAUACGCCGUGUGGGAACGUACCCUAAGGCUGAAUUCAUAUGUGCAGUGUUUGUGGGAGGUUUUGAUGCAAUUGAUUAUAUAGCGGAAGGGCUUAUACUUCUCCUUCCUGCUGGAUCCACUUCUGAUUUAGGCUUAAAGGGGUACUCCGCUGCUCAGUGUUGGGAACAAAAUGUUCCGAAUGGUUAGAGCCGGCUCUGGGGGCUUGUGACGUUAAUGCCCGCCGCCUCAUGACGUCACGCCCUGCCCCCUCAAUGCAAGUCUAUGGGAGGGGGCGUGGUAGCUGCCACGCCCCAUCCCAUGGACUUGCAUUGAGGGGGCGGGGCCAUCACAUGAGUCCCCCCCCCCCCCGGCUCUAAGCUUCCAAACAUUUUGUUCCCAACGCUGAGCUGCGGAGUACCCCUUUAAAAACUGCAUCAAAAACUGUUUCUAGCCAGGGUAUUUCCCAUCUUAAGAUGUUACGCCCUAUCCAUACAAGCUGAUCAGUGGAAAUUGCUGAAACCCACACCGAUUCCGGAAAGGGUCAAAAAUUGUCCCUGGAAAGAAUGGUUUGCACUAAUGCUGGAAUUUAUUUUCAUUUUUAGCAAACAAUAUGCAGAUGUACAUAGGUUACAAAUACAGCAUUGCAGACACACCCUAAGGGCUUAUGCAGCAAUGCUUCUAGAGAAGUACCUUAUACAGCUUAUAAUGAAGUAUGAAAUCAAAAGCAUACAUUGGCAUAGUAGAGACAAUGUGUACUACUAUAAAAAGCCUUUUCACUGCUCUGUAUAAAACUAGCUACAAUAUGGUACACGAGGACUUAAACUAAGAGUACUACAGUUCUUCAGUCAUGAAUUGGUUAAGGAGAUGUACAUAGAGCGUUACAUCACAACAUUACCGAUAUGCACACUGUUUAGCCAUCAUUUAUAUUGUAGCAGAGGUACAAAGACAACAAUGGAUCUUUCCUGCAGACCUUGUCGACAGUUUAUACACAUAUUACAUUUUCUCUAUACUUACACAUACAAAUGACUGAGUAAUAUGCAGCUCUACGUAUUGUAGGCUUAUUGCUCUGUCAUCUAUCAGUUGCGCUGCUUUUAGUAACUAUUUUAUUCUUGCCUUUACAAGAAUAAUACUUCGAGAUACACAAAUUCAUCUCUAUAGGAAAUGACUCUGGUGCCAUUUAUCUCACCCUUUUUCUAAGUAUUUAAGGAAAAAGCUAAUAUUCUUAAAAGGAAUUUUAUUGCUUAGGGCCAGAUACUAAACCAUCUUCUUUUUUUCUGAUCAGUUUCUAUUUUUUGCUUGUAACCUUUUUUUUUUUUUUUUUGUACAAUAUUAUGGGAGCUGCCAUUUUGCCCAAGCUGUUUUCAACAGCAUUUAGAGAUAUAAUCUACAUUUACAUAUAUGGGAAAGGUUACUGGGUGUGCUCUGUGACCUUUGAAGAGGUCAUUCCUCUUUGAAAACUGCAGUCCUUCCUUUAUAUUACCCAUUACUUUUGCAUACACUUUUAACUUUGCCUCCAAAACUGCAGUGGCAGUUUUCCAGAAAAUGUCAGAAACACCUGUGUGGAAACCUAGCCUAAUGCUGUACAGAUCACAUUCCAGCAGCCUCCUUCUUUUCAUCACAAAAAAGGAAGUCUCUGCUUUGUUUCACGCUUAGUAGCUAGACAGAAAACAGCGAAAUUUUAUGAUUAUUUUAAAAUAUAGACAGUAAAAUGGGAAAUUAGAAAGAAUUCUUGGUUUCAGCAAAUAAAAUUUAAAAUUUUCUAAUACACUUCCAGUGUUAGUAUUGUCACCCCGGUUCUCCAUGUCUAUAUCUGACCCUACAGGCAUAUACAGUCGGGUGAUUCAAUUAAUUGAAAGGGGUGCAUAUAUUUGCACAUAUUGAAGACAUCUGACUUACAGCACCAGACCAUAGAAAAUUUGCUCCACAGUAAAAAAAUAAAUCUGAAGAUGCCAGACUGUUUGUUUUUGAGUUUACUCCUAUGGGUUGACAUGUAUUCAUUUUUUUCUCAAAUAAUUGUAUCUGUUUCUCAGCCAUAUCAGCAGAAUGAACAUUUAUGCUUUGCCAACAGGUACAUUUCAUAUCAGAGCUGUACUACUUUAGCUUCUGUUGUCUUUUAUGCAGCAAACCAUGCUCUGUAAUAGAAUAUACCUUUAUCUCUAUUCUUCUUUCUAACAGCAGAUAUUUAAUAAUCUGGCACAUGCCAAGUCCAGUGAACAAAAUAUUACUAUUUUACUUUAACUUAGAUGUCAUAUGAGACUAUUUUAUUUUAUUUCUUUUUUCAUCUGCUUGUUUCUCCAUUUCUAGGCUCAUCUUUAAAAUGUUAUCUGCAGGAUAAUAGGUACAUAAGGUCAUGAAUUAGAAAUGUUUAAUACUGGAACCUCCACGAUCUUUAAUUCUUGUAAAUAGCAUUAAUAGAGACUCAGUAAUGCACAUUCUUAUAGUUGAUGCCUUGGUUUAUUAUCACCUGUUGCUUCAGCUGAUAGAUCUGUAGGGAAUGAAGGGGUAAGCAAACCCACUGCCUGUUAAUCCAGUGCCUCUGCCACCUUAUAUGUAAGGUGGAACCUGUGCCCUACUGUACGACUGUCUAAAAGUAACCCGCCUCCUACAGUGCAUAUCCACCCAGUGAUUAUUUUGUUAUACCGAUUGUUGCUGUAAUUAAUGUUUACAACCUGAGAAUCCUAAUAAACCUAAAAAAUUUA
Molecule: messenger RNA, 6042 nt
Organism: Hyla sarda
Lineage: Eukaryota; Metazoa; Chordata; Amphibia; Anura; Hylidae
Gene: SEPTIN5
Product: septin 5
Exons: 13
Coding region: 391-1533 (380 amino acids)
Biological process (GO): regulation of exocytosis; cytoskeleton-dependent cytokinesis
Cellular component (GO): septin complex; synaptic vesicle; microtubule cytoskeleton
Molecular function (GO): GTP binding; molecular adaptor activity; GTPase activity
Source: RefSeq, a predicted model, not a curated record